AUGCACUCUGGGAGCUGUAGUCCUGCUGCACGCACACAAGUAUUAAAACGUUUUUCUGUAAAACUACAGCGCGGUCACGCGAAGAUGACGGCCAGCGCUGCACCGGAAGUUGAUGCAUUUAUGAAUUUUAAUAAACUUGUUUUUUUUUUCUUCUUCUUUAUGUUCUACCGAGAGCGGCAGCUGGCGGCAACAGUGCGGUGCAUUAAGAGAAUUAUCGGUCAUUAUAUUGCCGUUAACGUCUCCGGUUCGUGUCUUCUGAUGACGGAGAGUCCGGAAAGACACGUCCAGCAGCGGACACACAGCGGCGGCACCGGGCCGACGGUGGUAAAGGUGGAGUCAUGUGUGUCAGAUUUACCUGUCUUCACCCCUCCACAUACUGCUGAGCUACACUUCCUGCGGUCUAGGGUUCGAGAGCUAGAAAGAGAGAAGGCCGAGCUGUCUGCAGAGAACCAGAGACUGAAGAGUAUGCUAGUCCACGAAAUCCCUGGGCUCCUGUCGACUAUGUGGCAGACGUUGGGCCAGACCAAUGGUCAGCUCUCCAAUUCCACGGCAACAGGUAGGAGUGACAGUUAUGCUCCAUACUCGCAUCACCAACCCCCACUUACCAAUCAGGAUGGAGACUUCAGCCCACAGGUCUACGUCCAACAGCUCCAAGAGGAGCUGAGCGUGGACAUGUCUGAGUCCUGGGGCCAGCUGGGCUCUGACCACGAGGAGGGGCCAGGAGGAGCUGACCUGGGCCUAGGGAGCCACAUGGCUGAGGAAGCACCGCUGUGCAGUCAAACUGACAUGGACGAGCUAAGGAGGAGCUGCUCUGAGAGCCAGUGCACUAGUGGACAUAUUAAUGGACAGGUGAGCCAGGUGGAGGUGUAUCCCGGCUCUGGGGUUCUCUGUGAUGUCCGCUCUUGGCAGGCAGCAAACCAGGCCCAGUCUCCAACAGCGAUGGCGCGAACACUCUUAAUGGGUGUAUUUGAUAUGAACACUCUGAUGAACAGUAAUCUACGAGGUGGACGGAGUCGCCGGCCAGCUUUUCAUCCACAACGCAGUGCGCUGGAUCCACACAAGAUCAACGCCAUCUUCAAUGCCAUCUUGGCUCGUUUCCCUCUUGCAAAAAGAGGAGUCAUCGGCUCUGGCAUUAACUCCAAACUUUCUGAGAUCCGUUUCCGCUCCCGCAGAGCCAAUCGAGAUCCACAGUUUCUCUAACCGACAGCUAGCUGGCUCUGCCCACCUGCAGACAAAAACAAACAAAAGAACACAAAGGCCUUCCUCUGCUGGACCAUGAGAAACUUUCUGACUGGCUGUUUAAUUUCAAACCUUUGCUCAGCUGCAGGUUAGGUGAUUCAGUGUCUCUGUUAUCAUAAGCGUCUGUUACAAAGCUUUGUGUUGCCAUAACUACCUGGUGAUCUACAUUAACAUGAAGGCUGUUUUCGAAACCGCGUACUACAUACUACUAUCUAAAUCAGUAUACAGUAUAUACUGUAUACUGCAUACUGAGUUCAACAGUAGUAUGUAGUAUGACAGCCAGUCGUCGGUUAUUUUGCAGUAUGCUUGGCACGGUUAAACUGGUUUUACUCAGCUGUGAAUAAUAUGUAGAAAUAGAGCAAGCGAAGCACCCUGUAAUUGCAGCUGCUUGUCCAGCUGUGACACAUACACUGUACAGUCUACAAAGCAGGAAGAUACGAGGUGGUAAGACAUACAAAUAUAUGAACAUGUCAUAUUUGUUAUUGGUUCAUAAUGUGGCCAGAUAUUCAGUCACCGCCACCGACGAGUUCAAACAGCUGCGCUCCAGCAUUUUGACCUCUGACCUGGCACUUUGCAUUGUGGGAAACAGUACGCGAGGUAGACUGGUCCGAUGCAUACUGUACAUUUUUCCCGAAUCAGUAUGACAUCCUGGUAUUUUUGGCAUACUGCGGAUCUUGCAGUUGUUCGCAUACUGCAUACUGCAUACUGCAUUUUGGCCAAAUCAGUAUGUACUAGUAGUAUAGUAUGCGGUUUCGAAAACAGCCAAAGUGUCUGUGAAGAGACACAAAACUACCUCAUAAACACAAAGACAUGUGAAACAACAAAGAGACUGGUACAACAAGAACCAUAACUUCAAGAGCUUCAAGCUAGCAUGGAGGGACAACUUCAGCAAUACAACAAAAAGACUCAAAACAAGCACAUUUACAUGAGCAGAGAAGAAGUGAGAGCGCCACAUAUACACACUUGGUCAGACAUGCACACACAGCGUUGCGCUCCCCAGCUGGCUCAGCUGAUCCUGUCUGGCCUCUGCAACACCUCUGUUACUAACUCUGAAGACGGUACAGAGGGAGGAUCACUUUGUCCCUCCAUGAUGCCUCAUCGACACUCAGUUUAAAGGCAAAACAUCGUAAAAGGGACAUAAAUAUUGUGGCUUGAAACGGCAGUCUGAAUACGGAUAGAGACAAGGACAAAGACAUUCCCACAAAAGUUUCCGCUCAACAACUACUAAAGGAAUGCAAAAUGACCCAAAAGUACAAAUGGCUGGUCACAAAAACAAAGCACCAUUAACACAGGACCAGAGCGACAGCCAUAAAGACAAAACUUCAGAAACUACUGCAAAAAAAACCCAAACAUACACAAAGAUUUCACAAACAUUCUGAGAAUCCUCUCAGAGAGCUCCUAACUUAGCUUAAAACACCCUAGCAAGGAUUUUUAGCUUAGGAGUGAUCUAAGAACAUCAGCACACAAAGAGACUUAAUUAGAGAUCGGAUGCACCAGUGGAGGUUAACACAGCAUGCCUGUUUCAUCUUGCACUGAAAAAAGUAUUGGAUAGAUUGAAAUGUCUGCAGAAAUCAUUUGGUCUGUUCUGCCCAACUAUGAGUCAAAAAGAUGAUUCUUCAUGUAGUGUCUGAAGAACACUUCCCUGUUUCCUUCUCAGCUUGAGAAACUCUUCAUCCUGUUAAAAGUCCUGCUCCUAACAGUUUGACACCUCAGGAGCUCUAUAAGGGCUAAGAUGCUUUGUGAAUAACUUUCAUCUUUACAAGGAUCUAGUCUUUACUUUGAGGGUAAAAUCUUAGAAAAUGUCCUGAUUCUAAGAAUUGUGUUAGAAUUUUGACACUAGGAGCAACUCUUAGUACUUAGGAGGAUUUAUGAAUAUGUCCCAAGACCAUUAAAAAAACCUUAAGAGACCAGCACAAAAACAUACUCCCACACAAAACAGCCACUAAAAUACAGUUACAAACACAUAGAACCAUAAAGAGUCUCAAAGAGUAUCAAACAGUGACCCCAAGAAACGUAAUAUGACCACAAAGAGACAACCAACUGCAAAGACAAGACUACAAAAAACUCAAAUGCUACUCAUGUCUGUUUUUGUCAUGGUGAGCCUCAGCUGCUCACAGUCAGGACUUGUUUUUGUUUACUUUGUAUGUAAUGUGCUGCAGACAUGUAAUGACAUUACAUGAACUGACUCGUAUUUAUGUCAUGUUGUUUGUGUGAAUUACAGUACCAUCAGUAAAUGUAAUCAUUUUAAACCCAC
Labrus mixtus (cuckoo wrasse) is the source of this 3493-nucleotide messenger RNA. RefSeq lists its product as uncharacterized. NCBI's taxonomy places the organism in Eukaryota, Metazoa, Chordata, Actinopteri, Labriformes, Labridae. The record is from RefSeq and is a predicted model, not a curated record. The transcript is spliced from 5 exons. Gene Ontology annotation, molecular function: DNA binding. Bases 1 to 1200 code for a protein of 399 amino acids.